This is a messenger RNA of Psammomys obesus (fat sand rat), 2082 nucleotides long. It is a transcript of the gene Apol6, whose product is annotated as apolipoprotein L6. Gene Ontology annotation, molecular function: lipid binding. The transcript is spliced from 5 exons. Gene Ontology annotation, cellular component: membrane; extracellular region. Lineage: Eukaryota; Metazoa; Chordata; Mammalia; Rodentia; Muridae. Bases 384 to 1664 code for a protein of 426 amino acids. The record is from RefSeq and is a predicted model, not a curated record. Gene Ontology annotation, biological process: lipoprotein metabolic process; lipid transport.
UGCCCUCUCACCCUUCCUUCCUUUCCUCCUCCCACUCUCCCUCCUGCCCUCUUCCCUCUAGCCCUACUUCCCUUCCUCCUCCCUGGUUGUCCUGAGGGGAACAGUUUCCUCCUGCACUGGUUAGGAUGCCUCACUACAGACCCAAGGGGCCAGCAGACCACUAACUGACAUCUCCGAAGCCAGGGGCCUACACAAGCCUUUCUGUUCUAUAAGACAGGCCCCCUCUGACGCUCUGUUCCUGUGACCGCCCUCACCUGCUCUCCCAGGGAACGGUGCCCUGUCCUACCUGCUUUACCCACAGAGGACAGCUGGUCCAGCUCUGAGCCUGCUUCACACCAUAUGGAAUAAUUUCCCCAGCUCACUGCAGAGAGGAAAGAAUACAGAUGGUAUUAGUUUUUAGUGGGAGGUGUGAUGAAACGGAGGGAAAUUCUCGCAAGAGCCUCCCACUGGGCCAGAGAGAUGGCUCAGAGGGUGAAGGCUACCCAGGCCUGAGAGCAUAUGAGUUCAAACCCUGGGACCUACGUGGUGAAAGCGGAUGGCAGAUCACCCAAGACCGGCAACUGACCGAAGGGCAGCAAGUGGGAGACAAUUUGACUCAUAAGGCCAUGGCUUUGGUGCCAACUGAAAUGCCGAAUGGUCAGGCAGCAAAGGACUAUGAGGCUGAUGCUGAGCUGCAAAGGGAUGAGGAUGGUGGUCCUCUGGAUGGCGAUUUGACUGACGAGGAAAAAGUGAAAGUUGACGACGAUGCUCUGACAAAUGAAGAACGUACAUUUUUAGAACAGUUCCACAGCUGGAAAGAGAAUGAAAAGAAGUGCAUUAGAACACUCUAUGCCAUCGCAAACUACAUUGACAAAAGCCACCAAAAAGCCACCAAGACCAAAGUGGCAGCUACUUCUGCGUCAGUCGUCUCUGGAGCCAUGUGUCUCCUGGGUUUGAUGCUUGCUCCGACAACUUUGGGGGGAAGCCUGAUGCUCACUGCUGCCGGGCAAGGUUUGGGGGCAGUUGCUGGGGUCACCAAUAUCGUGACCAACGUGAGGGAAAACUCUCGAAAUAAAAAAGCCCUGGCCCAGGCCAACAGCAUCAUACCUACUAAUGACCAGGAGUUCAAGGAGGUCAAGGGAGAGAAGACGCCCUAUGUCACAGCCACCGGUGAGGUUGUCUACAAAUGUGGGAGAGCCUGGGAAAUCAUCAAAAAGCACAUCCGAGCCCUCCGGCUAACCAAAACACAACCGCAUGUCACCUCAGCCGCCAAGAAGCUCAUGACCUCUGGCCAAGUAUCAGCCCGAAGCGGCAGGCAGGUACGAAAGGCCUUUGGGGGCACAGCCCUGGCUAUGACCAAAAAUACUCUCAUGAUGGAACGUUUAGCUUCCCUCUACUUCCUUGGCCGGGACAUAUGUGCUCUCUCAGAGGACUGGAAGGACUUGAAGGCUGGAAGGCCAACAGAUCUUGCAAAAUUGUUGAGAACGCGAGCUCAGGAGCAGGAGCAGGUGGUAGAAGAAAAAAACCGUUGCUACGAGAAGCUGAAGAAGAGACUGGAGAAGAGGUCUGCGAAGUCUUCUUUGAAAGGAGUCACGGGGACUCAGCGUUGUCCUCUAUCCUCAUUGGAGAAAGCAAGAUCCAGAAGACAGCGGCGAAGAGCUGAGACUGAGGCCGUGGGUCUUUGAGAUCAAAGAAAGGGGACCAGGGUGUGGGUAGAAGGAGGCUCAUACACAGAGAGGUACCAGGGAGGUCCCUAAGGUCUCUGAAGGGAGAGCCCUGUCAACCCCACUCUUGACCCGCCCUUUCUUUUUCACCUUGAUUCAACCACCGAAUUAAACUACCCCCCCAACACACACACCCCUGUGGUCCCCAUCGAUCGUUUGCACGGCACCUGCUAAACUUAAGACAGCUCUUGCCUCCUGCCGGCUUUCAUAGUAAUUAGCAAUGAUAAGGCGUGAGGGUCCCUCCCCCAACCCCACCUCUCUCUGUGCUCUCUUUCUCCCCUACUCAGUGGGAACUGCUGGCUCAGAGCCAGGUUUGCACACAAAGGCUGUCAGCGGAACCUGCUGGGCCAGAUUCCGGGGGAAGGAGAGGGGGCAGCCU